AUGGACUACUGGAAGUUGAAUACAGAUGGGACAGGACUGGAAGUAGACGAGGUGUGCAUCCUCUCUCAGCACGGUGUCACCCUCUACAAUGGAGACGAGAAGACGCACCGGCGAAAUGGAAAGCUGGCGCUGACGACGCACCAACUUAGGUACAACGACGAGGCUGAUGUCUCGACGGUGCUGCAGCUGCCGCUGGAGCUGGUCCGGCGCUCUGGACGGGCGCCAAGCCUCUCCAGCGGCUUCGGACCCUUUUCCAGCCCAAAGAUCGUUGUUCCACUGCCGCAGAACGCAUACGUGAAACUCUCCUUUCGCGCCGGUGGUGUGGAAAAGUUUUAUACAGCCUUUGUGGAUGCCCUUGAGAAGAAGGCGUGGCUGCAAGCGGCGGCGACACACUCGCAAGCGCAGCCACCGCAGGGCGCCGUUGUAGGCAAAUCCCUCAGCACCCCUGCGUCGGCGGUUAACGGAGGAGGUAGCAGCAGCGGUGCAAGCCCUGGGACGACGACGGCGGUACCCAGCACGAGUCCGCCACCGCCCGUCCCACGCGGGGUUGGUAUUGCGGGCGUCCAGCUAGCUUCCGCACAGUCCGCCGCCAUGAACGAAACCCUCAAGGACAUCGAUGAUAUCAUGAACAAAGCCUCCACACUCGUGAGCAACAUUCGGCGCCUGCGCGAGCGCAACGAGGCAGCGGCGGUGGCAGGAUCGAAUCCCGGAAGUGAAACCGCCGUGGAGCGGACAAAGAUAGAAAGCAUCGAGUCCACGCUGGGGCUGGGGACCAUGGUAACGCGCUACGGCACAAAUUGCAGCGAUUCUCGCUUCCACAAAGACUUGGCGGUUGAGCUGCACGCCUGGAUGACGCACGAGAGCAACUCGAGGCUCUUCAACGACAUGCCGGUCGUUCCUCUUAUUGAGCUGUUCGCGCUGUACAACAAGGCGCGCGGUGGGGACUUGGUGUCGCCACUAGAUGUGCUGAACGCAUGCAAGUACAUGACAACGAAGGUGUCAGGCAGCUGCUACGACCUCGUCACAUUGCUCUCUGGCCGCAAGGCGCUGGUGAAUCGCAACGACUCGCUCUUGCUGGCAAAGCUGACAACACUGCUGGGACCCCAGCUAGUGAACCCCAGCGGCUCACCCGUGCAGGAUGCGUGGAAGAAGACGUCGCCACAUUCGCAGCAGUGCGGCGAGGGCGCAUCUCCCCUGGUGCGUAUCGCCACCACCAGCGACUUCCCAAAGGCCUCGCGGGAGCUGAAGUUCGUCAGUGAUGUUUCGCUGGCAGAAAAGAUGCAAGUCGCGACCGAAGUGGCAGCUGACAUUUUGGCGCUGCUCCUGCUGAAGGGCUUUCUCUGCUGCGUGGACACCGGUUUCGACUGCUACGUCUACACGUGGAACAUUUUCGUCUUUUGA
Molecule: messenger RNA, 1401 nt
Organism: Leishmania braziliensis MHOM/BR/75/M2904
Lineage: Eukaryota; Euglenozoa; Kinetoplastea; Trypanosomatida; Trypanosomatidae
Exons: 1
Coding region: 1-1401 (466 amino acids)
Biological process (GO): protein transport to vacuole involved in ubiquitin-dependent protein catabolic process via the multivesicular body sorting pathway
Cellular component (GO): late endosome membrane; ESCRT II complex
Molecular function (GO): ubiquitin binding; phosphatidylinositol-3-phosphate binding
Source: RefSeq, a predicted model, not a curated record